GCUCAGAGAGGCAGCGCUCGUGGCCGCCCAUGCGCACCAAGAACUCGAGGGGAGCACGAAGGACAACGUGAAGCCGACACGCUUGGAUCUCUCCUCGCAGAAGCAGUUCUCGCACAUCUCGUGGCAGCGCAUAGACGACAUCGGUGGGGGUCUGUACAUCUGUGGGGCAGCGGCUUUGGACAACAAGGCAGAGCUCAGCAGGUUGGGCGUAGGCUGCAUCCUGAACUGUGGUGGUGAGGACAUCUAUACACGGUCCUACAACUGUGCAGUUGGCACACCCCUCAGCAAGCGCCUCCAGGGCUUCCAAGUGGAGGUUCUCGAUGCAGAGGAUGUUGAGCAGCAGGACAUGCGUGCAGCAUGGCAGAAGGCGGCCAGCAUCAUCGACCAGGCCUUGAGACGAGGCGACGGCGUUGUUGUCCACUGUGCCCAGGGAGUGAGCCGCUCGAGCAGCACUUGUAUUGCGUACCUCAUGAUGAAAGAGAAUCUUCCAUUGGAAGGGGCGUUCCGCCGUGUUUUCCAGGCAAGAGACUACAUCCGACCCAAUGUCGGCUUUUGGCGCCAACUCCGAGAGCUGGAUGUAUCCUUACGGGGGCGUCCGUGGCAGCCAGCUGGACAGCUUGAUCCAGCUGGGCAGGCCAUGGAACGUCUGGAUGCAGAGCUUGCAGAAAGGCGGAGUGACUUGGCAGCUGGAUGGUUCUGA
This is a messenger RNA of Symbiodinium necroappetens, 700 nucleotides long. Lineage: Eukaryota; Dinophyceae; Suessiales; Symbiodiniaceae. The record is from the annotation of a GenBank genome assembly.